Molecule: messenger RNA, 1926 nt
Organism: Pseudozyma flocculosa PF-1
Lineage: Eukaryota; Fungi; Basidiomycota; Ustilaginomycetes; Ustilaginales; Ustilaginaceae
Exons: 2
Coding region: 1-1926 (641 amino acids)
Biological process (GO): mRNA processing
Cellular component (GO): nucleus
Molecular function (GO): RNA binding; metal ion binding
Source: RefSeq, a predicted model, not a curated record
AUGCUGUUCGACGCGGCACACACCGACGAGCUCAAGGCCUGGCUCGCCUCGGAGCUCGGCCCCAUCUGUGACGCCGACCCAGAGGUGCUCUCCGACUACGUCCUCGCCCUGCUCAAGCACGACGCAUCCGAGACCGAGCUGCAGAAGCUGCUGCGCGAGCAGCUCGAGGACUUCCUCGCCGCCGAGACCGAAGGUUUCGUCAGCCGCACCUUUGACGCCCUUGCGUCCAAGGCCUACCUCGGCCCCUCGGCCACCAACUCAGCUUCCGCCCCCGCUACCGACCCAUCAAGUGCCGAGGCUUCUGCGUCCUCCCGAAAGAGGGGCGCAGACGAGGAUGCCGAGCGGUCAUCGCCACCGAGGCAGACGCGCAAGCUCGACGACGAUUCGGACGCAUCCUCUUCGCCCUCGCACCGCAACGGCAGCACCCAGUCCCGACCCGCCAUCUACGACGAGCCAUUAGACACGCGCGGGCCCCGCUCCAGGGACCAGCGCGAGAGGGGCCCCGGUGGUGGCGGCGGCGGCAGAAACGGCGCCCGAAAGGAAAUGUGCCGCGACUUCCACAACAUGGGCUACUGCCCGCGCGGAGCCAGCUGCAAGUACGAGCACUCGGUCAACGUCAUGCCAAACAUGCCCGGCCAGAUGGGCAUGGGCGCGCCCUUCGGCAUGCCGCCCAUGAUGGGACCCGGCGGCCCCAUGGGCCAGAUGCGGCCGCCCCACAUGGGCCCGGGGCCGAUGAUGUUUCCGGGCGCACCCGGCUAUGGCAUGCCACCGCAGGGCUGGGCGCCCAACAUGCGGCCCCCGCACGGCAUGCAGAACCACGGUGGCGGUGGCGCUGGCAGCCCGGGUCCGCAUGGGCCGAACGGCCACCCAGGCGCACCGGGCGAGGGCGGGCUGGCCGCGAGAUUGGGCGGCCAGGCUUCGCCCGCGUCGCAGGCGCCACAGGACGCCGGCGCGGCCGGAUCGCCGCUCGGGCCAGAUGCGGCCGGAGACGUCUCGGCGCAGCAACAGCUGCCACCGCACAUGAUGAUGGGCGGGCCCGCCGCCGCCGCUGCGGGUCCUGGCGCAGGGCGAGGAGGGUUCGGCGGACGUGGUCGCGGGAGGGGCGGCCCACCGGGGCACUUCGCGUCGCAGAGGCGCAGCAACACGACGCUCGUCAUCGAAAACGUGCCGGCAGAGUACCUCGACCUGAUAAAGGUCAACGAGUACUUUAAAAAGUUUGGCACCAUCACCAACAUCAGCAUCGACGUGCCGGGCACCAAGGCGCUCGUCAGCUACUCGCAGCCCCAUGAGGCCAAGGCGGCGCACGAGAGCCCGGACGUCAUUUUUGGCAACCGCUUUGUCAAGGUCUACUUCCAGCGCCUCGACGAGCCGCAGGCGGGUGGCGCAGCACCUCCGGCAGCUGCUGCCCAGCAGGCGCAGCCGCGGCCGCCUUACCAGCCCAAGCCUGGCUUCGUACCCGGCCAGACGUCCAACGUCUACCACGCCCGACCGCCGGCAGCGUCGCCGGGCGCGGGCAGUGCUGGGCCAGGAGGCGCGGCCGCGUCCGAGGAGCGCAAGAAGCUCUUCGAGGACCAAAAGCAAAAGCAGGCGACGCUCGACGCGCAGCUGGCCGAGCAGAAGGCGCUGCUGGGCAAGCUGAGCGACAAGACGGCGUCGGCAGAGGAGAGGAAGGCGACGAUGACGUCGCUCAAGAAGCUCGGCGACGACAUCAAGGCGUCGACCGAGGCGGUCAAGGCCGCCGUCGCCGCGCUCGCCGCUGCGCCUGCCGCUGCUGGCGGUGCGGGUGCCAAGGACGCGGCGGCCAGCCAGAACUGGAGGGAGCAGAAGGAGAAGCGGGAAAAGGAGCAGCUGGACCGCGAGCUGGAGCUGCACUCCAAGGGCGCCUCUCCUGGGCAAUGCGGACGGGUCAAGAGGUUCCGGAAGUAG